AUGAACGCGCAGAGAAGAACGGAAGUGAUGGAUGCAGGAAGGAUAGAGGGCUUGAACAGUAUUUGGAGGGCUUAUGUACCAUCUAAACUGAAGAUUUUUGGCUGGAGAAUGAUUAGGGACAAACUUCCUACUCAGAAGCAAUUACUGAAGAGGCAUAUUAUUCAACAAUUGAACGAGUCAUUGUGUGUAUUCUGUCAAGUGCAAGUAGAAUAUAUAAAUUAUGUGCUAUUGCAAUGUGUUAAACUUGAAUGGCUAUGGAGGAAAGUAUUUGUUUGGCUGGACAUACAAAGACCAAAUGAUGAGGUCUGCUGGGAACAUUUGUUUAGCAGUGAGGAAGCACUCAAAGGAAGGAUAGGAAAAAAGAGAGGGGUAGCAAUUUGGCUUACAACUUGCUGGUGCAUAUGGAAGCAUAGGAAUGACAUAAUGUUCAAUGGGGCUGUCUUGGAUAUGGAACAAGUAUACCAUUCAAUCUUAAGGUAUUCAUGGUGGUGGCUAGCCAUAGCUUCUAAGAAUAGAAUCAAUUGCAAUCUUUAUGAAUGGAUCCAAAAUCCUUCUUUGUGUAUUUGA
Molecule: messenger RNA, 567 nt
Organism: Vicia villosa (hairy vetch)
Lineage: Eukaryota; Viridiplantae; Streptophyta; Magnoliopsida; Fabales; Fabaceae
Exons: 1
Coding region: 1-567 (188 amino acids)
Source: RefSeq, a predicted model, not a curated record